UGGUAUUGUUUGUGUUUUGUCGGAAAUGGAAUUGGGCAGUGGAGAAAGUUUCUGCUUGUCAACAGCUGGAAGAGGCAGGAAGAAUAUUUAAAAGGCCCAUACAGCCUCAGAUGCUCUCAUAGUCUACUAAUGAUACAAGUGUUCUGUCAUUUCCGUCGUGUAGUACUGUAUUUUUACCUGAAUAUUAAAGUAAAAGCAAAAUAAAGGCAACAAUAUGAAGAUCUCAAUACACACCUGUUACGUCCUCCACGCAAUCCCGAUGAUAGCAUUCCUCUUGCUUUUGCAUCCGGCUCACAACGAAAGUGCUAAGACCCAGACGAGUAUCCCGAGGAAAUUCCGCUGGGUGACCAAAGAUUCUGCUUUGCGGUAUUUAGUGCAAGAAAUGUCUGUUAUGGAUGAGUUCCAAAAGGACAUCUUAGGACCUUUUGAAACUGUCAGAGUUUCUGGAACUGAAGAAAAUAAAAAAGUUCAAGAGCACAUCAAGUCUUUGUUUCUGAAGUGGGGCUGGCAUGUUGAGCUGGACAGGUUUGAAGACAGCACUCCCUACGGAACCAAGGAGUUCACCAACAUCAUUGCCACCCACAACCCUAAUAAACCUCAGCGCAUUGUGCUGGCAUGCCAUUUUGAUUCGAAAUACUUCAAAGGAGGAAAGUUUGUUGCAGCCACAGAUUCAGCGGUUCCCUGUGCCAUCCUGUUGGAGACAGUCAGACAGAUGCAGUGCCUCUUGGACAAAGGCUCCAGAGACAAAAGUUCUAGAGAGCUUGUUCUACUGGACCUGAUCGGCACCACGGACACACAGUUCACCAGCCAGUUCUCCAGCACCUCGGACCUUUUCGCACAGUUGAUCAAGACAGAGAAACAUUUACGCAGCAAUGGCUUCUUGACAGGGAAACACUCAGGUCCAAUCUUUUCAGAUCGCCAAGGAUGGGGCGGGAUAGAGGAUGACCAUAAACCAUUCCUUGAGAGGGGUGUUGAUAUUCUGCAUCUGAUCUCGACCCCGUUCCCCUCGGUGUGGCACAAAAUGACGGACGACUGGGCGCACUUGGACUUUGGGCUCAUCGACGACUUCAGCCGCAUCUUCCGCGUGUUUCUGUCGAACGUGCUGCACCUGCAGCCGGAGGAUCGGGGCUGCCGCAGGAAGAGUAACCCUGAGCUGUAACUGUAGGGCUCUGUUCCUCCACUCUCCGUCGCUUCAAGGCAGCAGAACGUAUACUUGUGACCUCCGAGACCUCGGGCGAUUGUCUGGGCCCACCGCAAGCCUCUCCCUCUCUCCGUUCUUUGACUGGAGACUUUUGGUCCAUUUUCUUGUUGAGAUUUUUUUGAAUGAAAGAUUUUGUAUUAUUGGUAAGUCUUGUAGGGAAAUCCACUUCUUUGUCCCGUAGCUAAAAGUUCAUCUCAUGAAAAAUCUACUCCUUGAAAGCCUGUUGUAAUCGUUUUCUUAGUAGCAAAAGUCAAAGUCCUUUAGUGUUGAGAAUUUUGUCAGUUUUUCGUAUGUCUUGGGUCCAAGACAAUCAAGUGUGCCAAUAACCACUCCCCACGUCCCUAUUCACUUUUUUGGGGUUGUUGGCGGGUGCUCUGAUGUGGUUUGCUCCUUCUUUCCUAUCAAAUAUCAAACAUCUAUCGUCCUUAUCUCUCCUCCUUCUUUUUUG
Molecule: messenger RNA, 1649 nt
Organism: Aplysia californica (California sea hare)
Lineage: Eukaryota; Metazoa; Mollusca; Gastropoda; Aplysiida; Aplysiidae
Product: glutaminyl-peptide cyclotransferase
Molecular function (GO): glutaminyl-peptide cyclotransferase activity; zinc ion binding
Source: RefSeq, a predicted model, not a curated record